Molecule: messenger RNA, 1404 nt
Organism: Macroventuria anomochaeta
Lineage: Eukaryota; Fungi; Ascomycota; Dothideomycetes; Pleosporales; Didymellaceae
Product: alpha/beta-hydrolase
Exons: 3
Coding region: 1-1404 (467 amino acids)
Biological process (GO): epoxide metabolic process
Molecular function (GO): epoxide hydrolase activity
Source: RefSeq, a predicted model, not a curated record
AUGCAGACGAUACAAGAGGAUAUCGAUGCUAUCAUACCGUACAGCAUGCACGUAUCCUCGCGGUACCUCGACUUGACGAAGCAGAAACUCGGACUCACCCGACUACCCAAGGAAAUCGAGACGUUGAGUCAAGAGGAGCAGUGGACGCUCGGUGCUCCGAAGAGUGUGCUUGAGCCACUGCUGGACCACUGGCUAGAAACAUACGACUGGCGCGGCUCAGAAUCCGCUUUCAACACCACACUCCCACAAUUCCGUACGCUCAUACCUUUGCCUCCCGGUAGAGACGGCAAUGACAAGAAGCCCAUCCGCACACACUUCGUCCACGCCCGCUCGCCACACCAUACCGCCAUCCCCCUCCUCUACUGCCACUCCUGGCCAGGCAGCUUCAUUGAAGUUCAACGCAUCAUCGACCUCUUGACACACCCGAAAGAAGAGGGUGAGCUGACAUUCCACCUCGUAUGCCCCAGCAUCCCUGGCUUCGGCUUCAGCGAUGCGAGCGAAGACCCCGACUUUGGUGUGCACGGGGCGGCUGAAGUAUUUGCUGGUCUCAUGCGACGGCUGGGGUACGAGAAGUAUGCCGUGUGUGGAGGGGGAUGGGGGUUCGAUGUUGCGAGGGCGUUGGCGGUGAGGGAGAGCGAGAGGGUGUUGGGAGUGUUUACGUGGAAUCCGGUGUUUUGUGCGCCGACGGUUAGGGGAAAGCCGUGGGAGUGGGUGAAGUGGCACUUGGCACGGUUGACGGGGGCGAGAUGGGCGAGUUUGAGUUUUGGGUAUGUCCCCUCUGAAGUGGAUCUGCCUGCAGUGCAGGGUCGGGGGACAGUCGGGGGAUGGCCGCUUGGACCGGUGAUGCAUCAGCUGUUUUCCAUGCGUCCGCAGACGCUGGCAUUCUCGCUGUGCGAUUCGCCGGUGGGACUGCUGGCGGUCCUGUUGGAUCUCGUAGCAACACAAGGGCCGGGCCCGUUAUUAAGUAUAAGGCCACGGUCUCCGUUCCUGGAUCCUGGUGAGCUGGAGAUGCAGGACCGCGAGUACGAGGCAGCUGGACACGAGCGUUUGCACGCUGCUAUACUAUACUUUCUUAGUAUGCUGACUUCCUCCAGGAUGUGGCUUCCAGGUGCCGAAGCUGGACUUCGCUGGCUGCGCAGAGCCCAUAUCGAGGCUCUGGCGACGAGCUGGGACGACUACUGCUCUGUACCUCUAGGUAUCAGCAGCUUUCGAACGCACGCAACCACGACACCGCUGAUGUGGGGUGCUGCAUCGUGGCCGGUUGCAUGGGUCAGGAGGCACCAAGAGACUGCCGAGAUGCCGGGUUGGGAGGCACCGAGGCAAUUGACAGACGAUCUAAGAGAGUGCUUUGGUCGACUGCUGGACGGUCGAUUGGAGACUAAGUCUUCCGAGAUGAUGGUUUAA